GGCGCGGAGAGGGGAGCGGCCGCUGGCGGGCGGCGGGCACCAGCUGCGAGAGCAGGUAGUCAACGCGGAGGUGGGCAGGUGGCCCCCAGCGGGUGAGCGCGUAGGCGGGGGCUCCGACUCUCCGCGCCCCGAUGCUGCGGUGAGCACACGCGCUCACUGCACUUGCCGCGCUAGCCCCAGGCAGCCCGCUCUCUCCGCCCAGCUAUCCCGGGCCCUACCUGCGGCCGCCGUCGGGGGAGGGGGUCUCCCCAGCUCUGCGGAGCCGCAUGAACAAUAGGCGGCGGCGGCUCCUGCGGGCGGCGGCAGCCCCGCACCCUAUGGAUCGGCCGCUCCAUGGAGCCCUCCAGAGCGCUUCUCGGCUGCCUGGCGAGCGCCGCCACUGCCGCCCCGCCGGGGGAGGAUGGAUCGGGGGCCGGGGCCGAGGAGGAGGAGGAAGAGGAGGAGGAAGCGGCGGCGGCCCCCCGGGAGCUGGGCUCCGACGCGCCGCUGCCCUACUGGACCGCCGUGUUCGAGUACGAGGCGGCGGGCGAGGACGAACUGACCCUGCGGUUGGGCGACGUGGUGGAGGUGCUGUCCAAGGACUCGCAGGUGUCCGGCGACGAAGGCUGGUGGACUGGGCAGCUGAACCAGCGGGUGGGCAUCUUCCCCAGCAACUAUGUGACCCCGCGCAGCGCCUUCUCCAGCCGCUGCCAGCCGGGCGGCGAGGACCCCAGUUGCUACCCGCCCAUUCAGUUGUUAGAGAUUGAUUUUGCGGAGCUAACCCUGGAAGAGAUUAUUGGCAUCGGGGGCUUUGGGAAGGUCUAUCGCGCUUUCUGGAUAGGGGAUGAGGUUGCCGUGAAAGCAGCUCGCCACGAUCCUGAUGAGGACAUCAGCCAGACCAUAGAGAACGUUCGCCAGGAGGCCAAGCUCUUCGCCAUGCUGAAGCACCCCAACAUCAUUGCUCUUAGGGGGGUGUGUCUGAAGGAACCCAACCUCUGCUUGGUCAUGGAGUUUGCUCGUGGAGGACCUUUGAAUAGAGUGUUAUCUGGGAAGAGGAUCCCCCCAGACAUCCUGGUGAACUGGGCUGUGCAGAUUGCCAGAGGCAUGAACUACUUACAUGAUGAGGCGAUUGUCCCCAUCAUCCACCGAGACCUUAAGUCCAGCAACAUAUUGAUCCUCCAGAAGGUGGAGAAUGGAGACCUGAGCAACAAGAUUCUGAAGAUCACUGAUUUUGGCCUGGCUCGGGAAUGGCACCGAACCACCAAGAUGAGCGCGGCAGGGACAUAUGCUUGGAUGGCACCCGAAGUCAUUCGUGCCUCCAUGUUUUCCAAAGGCAGCGAUGUGUGGAGCUAUGGGGUGCUGCUUUGGGAGCUACUGACCGGUGAGGUGCCCUUCCGAGGAAUCGAUGGCUUAGCAGUCGCUUACGGAGUGGCCAUGAACAAGCUCGCCCUUCCCAUCCCUUCUACAUGCCCAGAGCCUUUUGCCAAACUCAUGGAAGAUUGCUGGAAUCCUGACCCCCAUUCACGACCAUCCUUCACAAAUAUCCUGGACCAGCUAACUACCAUAGAGGAGUCUGGUUUCUUUGAAAUGCCCAAGGACUCCUUCCACUGCCUGCAGGAUGACUGGAAACAUGAGAUUCAGGAGAUGUUUGACCAACUCAGGGCCAAAGAAAAGGAGCUCCGCACGUGGGAGGAGGAGCUGACUCGGGCCGCACUGCAACAGAAGACGCAGGAGGAGCUGCUUCGGCGCCGUGAGCAGGAGCUGGCUGAGCGGGAGAUCGACAUCCUGGAACGGGAGCUCAACAUCAUCAUCCACCAGCUGUGCCAGGAGAAGCCCCGGGUGAAGAAACGCAAGGGCAAGUUCCGGAAGAGCCGGCUGAAGCUCAAGGAUGGAAACCGCAUCAGCCUCCCUUCCGAUUUCCAGCACAAGUUCACGGUCCAGGCCUCCCCGACCAUGGAUAAAAGGAAGAGUCUCAUCAACAGUCGCUCCAGUCCUCCCGCAAGCCCCACCAUCAUUCCUCGCCUUCGAGCCAUCCAGUUGACACCAAGUGAAAGCAGCAAAACCUGGGGCCGGAGCUCAGUCAUCCCGAAGGAGGAAGGGGAGGAGGAGGAGAAAAGGGCUUCCAAGAAGAAGGGACGGACGUGGGGACCAGGCACACUUGGUCAGAAGGAGCUUGGCUCAGGAGACGAAGGAUCCCCUCAGAGACGUGAGAAAGCUAAUGGUUUAAGUACCCCAUCAGAGUCUCCACAUUUCCACUUGGGCCUCGAGUCCCUGGUAGAUGGAUACAAACAGUGGUCGUCCAGUGCCCCCAACCUGGGAAAGGGCCCAAGAAGUAGCCCUGCCCUGCCGGGGUUCACCAGCCUUAUGGAGAUGGAGGAUGAAGACAGCGAAGGCCCAGGGAGUGGGGAGAAUCGUCUACAGCAUUCACCCAACCAGUCCUACCUCUGUAUCCCAUUCCCUCGUGGGGAAGAUGGGGAUGGCCCUUCCAGUGACGGAGCCCAUGAGGAUCCCACCCCUGUCAACUCAGCCACUAGUACCCCUCAGCUGACGCCAACCAACAGCCUCAAGCGGGGUGGCACCCACCACCGCCGCUGUGAGGUGGCUCUGCUUGGCUGUGGGGCUGUUCUCGCAGCCACAGGCCUAGGGUUUGACCUGCUGGAAGCUGGCAAGUGCCAGCUGCCUCUCCCAGAGGAGCCUGAGCCACCAGCCCGGGAGGAGAAGAAGAGGCGUGAAGGUCUUUUUCAGAGGGCCAGCCGUCCUCGUCGGAGCACCAGCCCCCCAUCCCGGAAGCUCUUCAAGAAGGAAGAGCCCAUGCUGUUGCUCGGAGACCCGUCUGCCUCCCUCACACUGCUGUCUCUCUCUUCCAUCUCCGAGUGCAACUCCACCCGCUCCCUGCUGCGUUCAGACAGCGACGAGAUCGUGGUCUAUGAGAUGCCUGUCAGCCCAGUGGAGGCCCCGCCCCUGACCCCCUGCACCCACAACCCCUUGGUCAACGUCCGAGUGGAGCGCUUCAAACGCGACCCUAACCAAUCCCUGACUCCCACCCAUGUCACCCUCACGGCCCCCACGCAGCCCAGUGGUCACCGGCGGACUCCUUCUGAUGGGGCCCUCAAGCCAGUGACCCUGGUAGCCAGCAAAAGCCCUUCUAGCAACGGGUUGAGCCCCAGCCCCGGAGCAGGAAUGUUGAAAACCCCCAGCCCCAGCCGAGACCCCGGUGAAUUUCCCCGUCUCCCUGACCCCAAUGUCGUCUUUCCCCCAACCCCGAGGCGAUGGAACACACAGCAGAACUCGACCUUGGAGAGACCCAAGACCCUGGAGUUUCUGCCUCGGCCCCGGCCCUCUGCCAACCGGCAGCGGCUGGACCCUUGGUGGUUUGUGUCCCCCAGCCAUGCCCGCAGCACCUCCCCGGCUAACAGCUCCAGCACAGAGACCCCCAGCAACCUGGACUCCUGCUUGGCCAGCAGCAGCAGCACUGUGGAGGAGCGGCCUGGACUGCCAGCCUUGCUCCCAUUCCAAGCAGGGCCGCUGCCCCCUGCCGAGCGGACGCUGCUGGACCUGGAUGCAGAGGGCCAGAGUCAGGAUAGUACUGUGCCACUGUGUCGAGCUGAACUGAACACACACAGGCCUGCCUCUUAUGAGAUCCAGCAAGAAUUCUGGUCUUAGUGUGAAAAGCGUCAGGGGUGGGCUGGGGGGAGCAGGAAGAGAUAGGGGAGCUGGCUGGCACAGCCCUUUCUCAGAGUUGGACCCCCUGGGAUCCAGUCUACUUCUUGCACUGAAAAUGCACUUUGAAGACGGAAGGGAUGGAGGCAGGGCCACUUCAGAGGGUCUCCGGCCCUGCAGACCCAUGUCCGCUAGAGGAGCUGUGCCUCUCAGCUCUGGCUGUGUGGGGGAGGGAGGGGUGCAUGCACAUCCCCCGUCCUCCACAGUCUUCCUCGCCUUCAGGGUGACCCUGCAGCGUCACUCAGCCAAACUGUCUGCUGCUCCCUCCCCUCAUCCUCCUGUGUAUGCCCAGAGCCAGUCCCAGGGCCCCUCAGCCCUGAGUGCAGCCUUCCCAAACACACCAGUAUUGGAUGUUCUGUGAUUGGUUUCGUUCUUCUGCCACGUUCACACCCGUGAAUCAGAGUCUUGUUUGAUGCGAGAUAUGAGUUUUUCUGUGUCCUAAGCCCUUACACGCCAGCUGGAGGACUGAAGGCAAGGUGCCCCAGCGUGGGGCGUGGGAGUUGGUGGACCCCGUACGACCUGCCUGCACUUCUUAGCCGCCCUGCUUAUUUAUUGGAGCCUACCAGUGAGUGGUAGGGGGGUGGGAGUUAGGGAAAAUACAGUUGAGCUGCAGUCAAGAGGGUAACAGAGUCUGUCUGUCCUUGUUCCUUCUGGAAAAACUCAAAGGAGGGAAGAAAGCAGCACCUGUUGACGGCACCCAUCUCCCACCUGGGGCCCAGAUGUGGUCAGACCAGUUCUGAUACAAACAUAUGCUCAUCCCACGAUUAAGUUUCUUGGGAUGCCAGAGACAAAGUUCCUCUCUCUGUCCCUUUUGUUGUCUGAUCUUCAUGGGUUCUUUCCUCCCCUUGAUCUGUCCUCCAGUCCCUGGAAAUAGUGGACUUCGGGUUAUGUAAUUGGUUGGUAGACAUCUCUGUCAGGGGUGGGGGGUCCCAGACCCUGGGAUUGGAACUGGGUGGGGGUGUUCCUCAGCCAGGUCAUCCAUGCUGUAAUCCCUUGAAAUAAAACGGAGCCGUAAGUAAUACCUUCCAUAAAUGGAUGUAGUGAGGCGAUGAUGUCUAUAAGGGGCUUUGUGAGCCACCAACGCACAGUAACCUUCAAGUCCCAACCUGGAGCCUGACCACAGCCUCUGGUCUCUGCGCCCAGGUAGCCCCUUAAUGUUAGGCUCUGGACUGCGAGCUGGGUAGAAAGGACAAGAGUGGCCAACCCUGACCUUUCUGGAAUUUGUUCCCUUGACUUGAAUGUUGAGCUGCUUCUGGAGCUUUCUCAUGCGUAUCUUGACUAUUCUGCCCACUCUGAGACCUCCUGUGUCAAGUGUGAACAGUUGCCUUUGUGGGGAGAUAACUACUUGAUUGAGAGUAGAGUCCUUAGGUCCCGCUCCUCCCCCCUCAAGACUAAAUGUUGCUCCAAUGUUUUCUCGUGGAAUGUUCCUUGGGAGAUACUAGAGGCCAACCUGCUCUCGCUGCCUGAGUGCCAGAAUGGGGAGAGCAGGAGGCAGGUCCAAGUGGUAAAUACGGUCACUGCUCUCUCUCUCUCUCUCUCUCUUCCUCUCUCUCUCUCUGUGACUAUGAUAGACGUCCUGCCUUGGCAAUUGUAAGGGGUGAGCUUGGUUUUCAAACCAUUCCUUGCUUUAUGAGCCCAAUUGGCACUUUGGUUCAGGGCCCACCUGCUCUUUGGUGGAGAGUCGCUAUCGGUUUUGUGACCCAUAUCUUGUGACCCAUUUUGUGUCCCAGGGUCUGCUGUUGCAUCUCACCCCUCUCCCUCUGUUUGUUCAGUGAAGCCCACAUGUAAGAAAGACAUCAUUUGGAUCCUGUCAGCAGUUCAGCCGGCCAAGUGAUCCCUCUUCGUCCUUGGUGGGGAGAGGGGGACACAGGCGGUCGUUCUGCGGCCUUCCCCUGCACGGUCCAUCACCCCAGUCGCUAAGCCACUAACACAUCUGUAAACAUUAAACAGCCCUCUGGUGGGGUACCGCUUAUAGCUGAAUCCAAACCAUGCCGGCUCUGGGCAGUGCGCUGUGGUAUGAGAGGCAGGGGUUUUUCCUGCUCAUUUUGUACUUGUCAUUGUGUUAGGUUGUAGCCAUCUUUCUUGGAAGUGGUAGUGUACUGGUGUAGCAUAAACUGAAUGGCAGCUACUUGCCUUUGAGUGACAGCUUGAACCCAGUUCUUACUCCUCCAUCCAGGGGGAGACGGGAAGGCCGGGUCUCUGCUAAGGGAAGAAUUGGACCUGCCAGAGCAGCAGAGUUAUUCGGAAAACUCUUCGGUGAGUUCCCACGCAGGUGGAGGAGUUACCGUCUCUCUCUGAUGGGCCCCCGCCCACCACACUCUCCCUGUGGGGCAAGACUGGGAUAAGGAUCCUGUAUAGUAACAGGUUUGAGCUGCUUUCCGUCCACUCAGGUUCCCUUGGUCAUGGUCAGGAUCAGGCCUUGAACCUGGGGCUCAGGCCUCUGCAGUGGCAAGAGUGGCCUCCCUUUUCCCUGUUCUUCACUUUCCUCUGAGACUUCCUUGCUCUUGGCAGGUGCUUGCUACGUGGGAGAUGGUGAUAGGAGACAGAUCCUGCCCUCUGCCCCUUCUCCUUGGAUCUGUGGGCUCUUUCCUCUGAUGCUGAACAGGAUUAUCCUUUGUUUACAGCCUUGGGUGUCCAGAUCACUUCCGGGGCUGAAUAGAUGUCCCAGAUAUCUUGUAUGUUACUUCUAAGAGGCUUUGAUGGGUGCUCUUAACUUUGCAUCCUUCAGUAUCCCAAGGGUCUGGUAGUGGUGGUGGUGAUCGUGAUAUGGUGGUGAUGAUAUCUUACAUUCUCAUGACUUGGAAUAACGCUAACCCUUCCUCCCGGCCUCUACAAAAUUACAUCAUUUUCCUUCUACAUUAGAUGUCCUUGCUGACAGAGAAGGGGAAAUGCUUAAAGACAAAGAUCCAGGUGAAGAGAAAUUAAAAAGCUGCUUGGACUGAUGGCUGAGUCGGGCACCAGGCUGUGAGACCUGAGCGAGUUGGCUCUGCUCCCUGUUCUGCUUUUGCUGUCUGACCUCGGGCUUGUCUCUUCGCCCGUCUCAGAUUCCCUUCCUGUAAAAGCUGCUUCCCUCACAAGGGCACCAAGAGUAAGUGUCAGCAGGUCGCUGAGGCUUGCGGCUGCGGCUCCGGCUCCAGCAGGCGUGACUAGGACAAACUGCCCAAGCUGACAGUGUGAUUCUCACCCCCUUUGUUUCUAGAGGACUCACCUGCUGUGUCUUCGUUUGCCUUCUAGAAAAGGAGUGAUUGGGAGUUGGCUUGGCAUGAUUCAUAGGGACUGUGGUCAGGCAUGUGCUCUUCUGCAUGUAUGUAGCACCUGAUGUUUACGAGCAGCCUUCCAAAUCCCCCCACUUGUCAGGCGGUCAUCCCCGUCCUACAGAGCAGCAAGUGGUUGGAGCAGCACCAGAACGACAGUUUGGGGUCCCUGAUUUCUUGGAGGCAUUCCCAGAGUCUUAUUUCUCUACAGACUGGAAUCCACCCAGUUCCUGGAAGAAUCUUUGGGAAGGGAUCUGCUGGCCCUUGGGAUAUGGGUCAUGGUAUGGACGUCCUCACAAAGCCCUUAUCCCUCAGGCCACGCUUGCUCAGGGACAUGGUGAGACACCCCAAGGGCAGUUAGGCCUGACCUUGUCAACACUCUUGCUCUACAAUCCCCAUGGUGGGACCUCAGCCGCUCAUCCCCGACAAGGAGGGAGACACCUCCUGAGUAAAAGCGAACUCUUCAAGCUCACUUUUAACAAAACACAGAGCAGCGGGUACUGAAACUGGGUGGCUGUGAAUGGUGUGCGUCAGGGGUGAGGUGUCCGUGUGGCAGGCCCCUCUGAAUGCAGCACCUGACCUUUUCCUUUCAUUAAGCCUGUGCCUUUGACUCAGGAAUGUGCUGAUCUGAGCUGCCCACAUACUAGCCGUGUGACGUUGCAAAUGUCUCUCCCUGUCUGUGGACCUCAGCCCAACCGUGAACUGAGGACGCUGCUCCCUUCCCUACAAGAAGCAUGAAGUCCUUCUAACUUUAAAAUGUGUGGGCCUGGAGCUCCUGGGCCAGCCUUGUCUUGCUAGAUCACUUCUCUCUGUGGAGGAAAAUCAUGUAUAUGUGUGGGGUGGGGCAAGGGGUUGUAGGUAGAAACCACUAGGAAAAAAGCAGUUUCACAUGGUUCAACCUACUAGACCACGGGCCUCUCCUCAGCUUCAGGCCUGAGAAGGGUUUCCUGUUCAGCCAGUUUUGUAGGAACACAUUCCCAGAUGCACCCGUCUCCCUUCAGACAAACCAUUGUUUCCUUAGAUCAGGAAUUCAAAUUAAUAAGGAUCCACCUCAGAAAGGAAAACCCACUGCGGCUUCUGGGGGGUUCUCAGCCCCUGCUUUUUCCUGGCCUGGCUGCCUGCGCACUCCCCACCUCAGGCGCCGGAGUUGAACGGGCAGGAGGCAGAAGCUGGAGUCCUGGCCGAUUUAGGCUAAUUAACAGGGCUUAGGUGCCCCAUUAACCUGACCCAGCCCUGGGCUUCCGGUUGGCUGUGCAGGCCAGGUGAGCAUCUUCUAGACCUCUCAGACUGUUGACUGAGUAUUUUCCAUUUGUCUGGAUGAGACACUGACUAUCCCCACCCUCUCCUUUGUCCAUGUCCAGCGUUGGGCCCUGGAAGCACCCUGGCCUCGCUGGGCUUCUGAGGGAGCCCUGGCAUUCGUUCUUCCAAAGGUUGGGCUCGCGUCCUUAACGUAGAGCUGGUAGGACUGGUCCUUCCUGAUUCUUGCUGUCUGCGGUUCCCUGCACCCCUGUCGCAGCCUUGCUUCGGGCCUUCAGUUCCCAGCUGCAGCUAGAAGCAGAGAAGGGCCCAGAGCCAGGUUUUUUUCCAUGCCUCUCGAGGUUUCAGAAACACCCACCUUUCUCCUGAUUGGUCUGACCCACCCUCCCUACAGACACCCACAACCUAGUUUUAACUAGAUCGAUUGGCAGGCAGGGACCUGACAACUAGAUGGGCGUCUCAGGACGGGACACUGGAAACAAUUCCAGAGGCCAGAUGGGUUUUCCCGAGGAGCCCACGGGAGUGCCAGCCCCGCCUCGACGUUGUUGCUUGUCUGCACUUACUGGAGGGCAAGACCUCGCUGCAGAAGUAAUGUGUUGCUCGUGUUCCCGAACUUCACACUCAGAUACCUGCGUUGACAGAUCCUGACUCUAGAAUUUCAAAUUCUAAUAUUGUGUUCAAAGUGGAUGCUUUCAUUAAUUUUCAUUUUUUAGAAUACUGCAUUGAAGUAUGAUUCCUCUUGAUGACUGUGUCUCUUUGGUGCCCCCUUCAAUUUGUCAUCUGAGGCGAGCCCUUCACCCACCUCACCCUAGCCUGGGUCCUGCCUCCCACCUGGCUCUGGGCUGGUGCACAGGCAGAAUUGGGGAGCAGGUCUUAGGUGUUUUGUCUGAUUGCUCUUGCCCACAAGUCCCAAGUGAGGGGUCAUUUUCUCGGAGUGUUUGCAUUUAAACAGGAAUGUGUCAGUUUACAACAGUGAAGCACCUCAGGACCGUUUUCACCUUUGGACCUGUAAUUGGGGUGACUUUUCCUUGAAGUUCUCUAGCUUCCUUUCAGCCUCCUUGAAGCCACUUAGAGGAGUGUGUGCGUGGUUUAGGGUUAGGGUGAGAAGUAAGUGACCGUAUUAGAGAGGACCAUUUUGUUCUCAUCUUAAGCUUCUUUGGGACAUCUCUGAACUCCCGGAGGUGUGCGUCCAUUGUGCCCGUCCUCCCUCCCAGGUUGCAGAGAGGACUGCAGUGGCUGGGGGCUGUUCCACGCACUGUGCCUGGCCCUGCACCUGGCCCUGCGGGUCUCCGUGCUCUCAGCCAUCAUGUCCCUUUCACUGCCAUCACCCUGGUCUCAUCUUUGUUCCUCUUGUCCUUCAUCUCUGCUUCCAGCCCCGGGGGCCAUGCUGGCUGUGGCUCUUCGUCGCUGUCAGAGUGAGGCACGGGUUUAUCUGGACCUGGGUGUGUGGACUAGUGAGAAAUUGUAAGAAACCAUUCCAUUUCCUCUGUGUGGAAGGUGCUGUCCUAGAGGGGCAGAGGUUUGUUAUUGUUAAUAAUAAUAAUAACCCUAGAGGCUUAUUAUAGUUAUUAAUUUCUACUAUUUUGAUUCAACAACAAUCCUGGGAGGGAACAUAUGACCCCCAUCUGAAAUGUGGAAGCCGAGGCUCAGAUAAUGAGAAAACAUGCCCAAGGCCACACAGCUGGGAAGCAACAUUACUGAUCUGCUUGGCCCCGAGCUCUUAUUUUCCUCUGAGCACAUUGGGGGUCACUGUUUAGAAGCCCCAGGAUAAAAUCAGCCUGGCCUGGGCCCACCUAAGCUCACAGAUGGCUCUUUGUCCAAGAAGCAGCGUGUUCCGUGGCUAACCCACCUGUCCUCGUCACUGGAUUUACCCGGCACACUAGCAACUCCCCACACUUGGCCGACGUCCUCCCUGCUCCCGGCUGCUUUCUCUGCCACCGUUUCCGUGACUGUUCAGGGAUUGGUUCCACACAGGGACUGAACAUAUCAGUUCCGCAGCUCCUCUCCCAGCUCCCCCGAAAGCCCUUGGGCCCUGCUCCUCCGUGUCCAGCCGCAGCGGCCUCGUUACUACUCCGCCUCAGCUGCCACCCACAUCCCUCCAAGUCUUUUGAAUUUGGAAGCCUUAUUGCAGCUCCUUGGGAACUUGAAGUCAGGCUUUUGCCUUUUUGUUGUGUUGAAGACCCAUGUGCCCUUUGUACCCAGUUGUCGCAAAGAAGGGAGUUGCUGCGCUCGCCAACUUUCUCCUCGUCACCCAUCCACACAUGCUCACGUGCUCACACAAAAAUUUAGUCUAUGAUAAAAAAGGGGUUGGAGAUGCGUUUUAUCUAGUUCACAAAAAAAGCUUUCUUGGGGGUUUUCCUGUCUGUUCGAGCCGUUGAGUCUCGGGAACACGGAAGUUCACACACGUGUUCAUUCUGUUCUGUAAUCAGCCCCCACGUUUCAUCCCUCGGUCUUUCCUGCUCCAGUGUCCUGUCCACGUGUCCUUGAAUUCCCAUUUUGCUUUGGGAUAUAAGUUAUUGUAGUUUGUCAACAAUAUUUAAAAAUAGAAGUCCUGAAGGAGAGUUUUCAGGUUCUUUGGCUUUUUCUUUUCCGAGGUACUGUAAACUGUUGGCGAGGGACGCCAAGCAGGCUUGGUCCGAUGGCUAAACCUCUUCUCGUGUUACAGUGUGACGCUGGUCCCAGCCUGGUCUCGCCACCAGAGCACACACAAACUUGAAUAAAACCGUUACAACAAUGA
Artibeus jamaicensis (Jamaican fruit-eating bat) is the source of this 10947-nucleotide messenger RNA. It is a transcript of the gene MAP3K9, whose product is annotated as mitogen-activated protein kinase kinase kinase 9. The coding region runs from base 334 to 3642 and encodes 1102 amino acids. Gene Ontology annotation, molecular function: protein binding; JUN kinase kinase kinase activity; ATP binding. The record is from RefSeq and is a predicted model, not a curated record. NCBI's taxonomy places the organism in Eukaryota, Metazoa, Chordata, Mammalia, Chiroptera, Phyllostomidae. Gene Ontology annotation, biological process: protein phosphorylation. The transcript has 12 exons.